UGGAAGGUUGCUUUCUUUGCAUUUUCCCCAAACAAACCCAACUUUCUUGCAGCUACCCUGCCUUCUCCCUCAUCCUACAUCUGCUCAUUACUUCUCUUUUCUUAACAACGUACGCCCUACCUCUGUAUACAUAUAUAUAUACUUACCGCACUUUAAUUUCCUUCCCUGUGCGGCUCUCUGUACACGCACGCACGCACUCACUGUCUUCUUCUUUCUUUCUCUCUCUCUAUAUAUAUGUCUAUGGAUGUAUACAUGUAAUAAAUAAUCCACCCACCCUUUACUUUCUCGUCUGCAUAGAUGGAUAUGCAUAGUGCAGGGAUUAAAAUGAACAGCAAAGUGGAAGAGAAGUUCUCAGAUUUCUACAGGAAAUGGAUGGGCCAACUUGAAGAUUUUCUUCAGCUGCUGCUUGUGGUGUCGAGAGAGCAUUCUCAUUCUCAGGCGGCCGAGGAUAUGGUUAAUAAGCUCACCGCCCACCACAAGCAGUACUACACAUUCAAAUGGGCUGCCGCCCAUGAAGAUGUCUUGGCCUUCUUCACCCCUGUUUGGUUGAGCCGUCUUGAGAAUGCCCAUCUCUGGGUCACUGGCUGGAAGCCCUCGCUCGUUUUUCGGCUUGUGGAGUCGGCUGCCAUGACGGAGGAGCAGGUGAAGAAGAUUGAGGCUUUGAGAGUGAAGAUCAAGAUGGAGGAAGAGAGGGUGGAGAGGGAGAUGGAGAGGCAGCAGGUGGCCGUGGCGGAUAGGAAAAUGGUAGAGCUGGUGAGGCAGGAGCAGUUGGCGGAGAAGAACGGUGGAGCGGCGGAGGUGAGCGGGUUGGUGGAGGUGGCGGUCAGAGGGAUGUUGGCUGGGUUGGAGAGAGUGAUGAAAAUGGCGGACUGUGUGAGGCUGAAGACGUUGAAAGGAAUGCUGGAUGUGUUGACUCCCAUACAGUGCGUGGACUUGUUAGCUGCUAAGUCAAUGCUCCAAAUCCAGAUGAGGAAAAUGGGGGAAAAGAGAGAUAAAUCGUUGUUGUUGUUAUGAUAACAAAAUUUUCAGAGGAGAAAAUCAUACCUUUUAAUUAGUUUUAGGCUGUGCGUGGGAAGAGCUUACCCUUACCCUUACCUACCUACUGUUUUGUUUAAUAAUUUAGUUUGAAUUGAGUUUUGAUCAAGUUUAAAUUUAAUUAUAUGUUGGAUCUUAUUAUAAACUAAUUAUCUGAUUGAUGUC
This is a messenger RNA of Sesamum indicum (sesame), 1200 nucleotides long. Its product is annotated as transcription factor-like protein. Lineage: Eukaryota; Viridiplantae; Streptophyta; Magnoliopsida; Lamiales; Pedaliaceae. Gene Ontology annotation, biological process: DNA-templated transcription. Gene Ontology annotation, molecular function: sequence-specific DNA binding. The record is from RefSeq and is a predicted model, not a curated record.